AUGAUAGUAGCCGAGAGGCUCGCGGAUCCGGCGUACCUGAUCCAGAGCUCCGCCGUUUGUCGCAAACACCUUUCGCACAUCUCAAAUCGAUGCACCGAGAGCGAUGAAUUGGAACAAUGCACGGGUAUGCCCGCGCUGGCUCUCUCGGACGUCGUGCACGACGAACCCCUCCCCGACGACCAUCAACACCACCACCUCCACGCGCUCGCGGUCUCAUCGCCCUCGCGCCCACACUCCCCUCCCGCGCCAUCCCCAUUCCAGCACCAGCCCUCUGCGCACGUGUCGCGCGACGUCCCCCAACUGCUCUAUUCCCCCUCAGACGAGCAGCACCUCGAACACGACGACCUCUCAUCCGCGUUACCCACAGAAGGGCUUCCUAGCUUCACAAUCGAACAGCUAGAGCGCGAAAUAUCCACUUUUCUUCAUCAGAACUCGGCCGCUAUCUUAGGUGCUGCGUCUGCUGCUGCCUCUCAGCGCGACGAUGACGGCAACACCCUCGGGUCCACUUCCAACGGGCACUCCCCACCAGACGACCCCACCUUGUCUGAUGUCCAGCGGGACGUGGAUGCGCUUGCUGGGGUUCUAGGGCUGAACCUUAGCGGACUUGCUGCAGUUCUUCAGGCUGCACAUGCACAGGCCGCGGAGGAAGAGCGCGCCGCGGAGGCACUGGCCGCGGCGGAUCCGGAGUUGGCGCAGAGAAGGAAGGAUGAAGAGAUGGAGAAGAAGGCAACACGGAGCGCCCCCGCGUUCCAUUACCCUGCAAGUGACACUGUCCCCAUACUUUCGCACUCAGGAAGCCCGACGGACGGGUCGGAAUACUACUUCGACGAGGAGGGUGAGAGCGAGCGAGAGGACGCGUUCGUGGGCCAAGGUUCAUCCUCUCCCAUCGAGUGCCCCGGUGCAGAGGAACACCCUCCAGAGUUCACCGAUACAGACAUCAACGACAUCCUCAGCCACUUUACGCAGUUCGAUCAGGAGCCUCAACAUGAACUCGAGUCGACGCCUCAAGCCCCCGAGUCCUCGCCCACUAUACCCCACCUUUCCCCUGAUCUUCGGGCGUCGUCUACGACUCCACCAUAUGCACCAGCCCCCGCAUCUUCGACGUCUACGUCGUACGAGAGCUUCCAGGAACAGCCCUUGGCCUCUACCUCUGCCCUUCCUACGGGGGACGCGCCACAGCCGGGGGGCGCAAAGGAGAAGAAGCAGCCGUAUCAAGCCCAUAUAUGUGACCAAUGCACGAAGUCCUUCAGCCGGAGAAGCGACCUCUGUCGACAUAUGCGCAUACAUACGGGCGAGCGGCCGUUUGUCUGCUCUGAAGUAGGAUGUGGCAAGACCUUUAUCCAGCGAUCGGCGUUGCACGUCCAUCUUCGUGUGCAUACCGGGGAGAAACCACACUUCUGCGAGUACCCUGAGUGCGGGAAGACAUUCGGGGACUCCAGCAGUCUCGCUCGUCAUCGUCGGACACAUACGGGCAAACGUCCGUAUCAAUGCGAAGACCCGGGCUGCGACAAGACGUUCACGCGUCGAACAACAUUGACGGCGCACAUGAAGACGCACGACCCAACAUGGGAGCCGGACCCGAACAUCAAAUACAGCUUCAAGGCUAAGCGGCCGAAAUUAGCGAACAGCACCAGUGCCGACCAGGAUCUUGAAGCGUCAGUGCGGACGCUCUCAGCGCUGCUCACCCAAGGGGACCCAAACAUGACCGGGAUCGGACCGACCGCGGGCAACCCCCUCCUCGAGGAGCGCAUGGCUGCUACUCUGACCGCGGAGAUUGCAGCAGCUCUCGCACACCAGGCACCGGGAUACGUAGCAGAUGGCCGCGUGCAUCUAUACGACGACGAGCAGGACGAAGAGGACGAGCUGGAAGAGGAUCAGUAUGAGUCCGGGCCGGAGCAGGGCCGCACGGAAUACAUGGUCCGAGGGGCCCAGAGCCAGACGACGAGUGAAGGAGGAUCGCCGGUCGAUCAGGUCAGCGACGUUCGGGCGAAGACGGGGAAGAGCGGGCGAGGAUCCGAGGUGCAGGUGAUGGUGGUGGAGGGACUGGACGACGAUGCGUUCCCGAUACCACUCAGGACACGCAAGGGCAAGGAGCCGGUGGGGACGGCGUUGGUGGGUACUGGGAUGAAGCGGAAACGCUGA
Molecule: messenger RNA, 2142 nt
Organism: Trametes versicolor FP-101664 SS1
Lineage: Eukaryota; Fungi; Basidiomycota; Agaricomycetes; Polyporales; Polyporaceae
Exons: 4
Coding region: 1-2142 (713 amino acids)
Biological process (GO): regulation of transcription by RNA polymerase II
Cellular component (GO): transcription regulator complex; PcG protein complex
Molecular function (GO): RNA polymerase II cis-regulatory region sequence-specific DNA binding; DNA-binding transcription factor activity, RNA polymerase II-specific
Source: RefSeq, a predicted model, not a curated record